Sodiomyces alkalinus F11 is the source of this 432-nucleotide messenger RNA. RefSeq lists its product as hypothetical. The transcript has a single exon. The record is from RefSeq and is a predicted model, not a curated record. NCBI's taxonomy places the organism in Eukaryota, Fungi, Ascomycota, Sordariomycetes, Glomerellales, Plectosphaerellaceae. Bases 80 to 310 code for a protein of 76 amino acids.
AUAUAUAUAUAUACCACUGUAUCACCUCCACACCCCGUCCGAUAUCAUUACUGCCGUUGCUUUCACGAGACUACGUAGCAUGGCAAAUCUCCCCAUGUCGUCCUACACUUUUGUUUUGCUGUUUCGAUCGUUCUCUGUAAAUUUCCUUUUUGGCGGGAAGCAACCAAGCAGUGCGGCUGGUCAUCCUUCUCAUCCCCAUAUCUUUUGCUCUAAUGUUUUGUUUUUGACCUUGUCUGCAUGGCGUUGGGGGUUGGCACUCGGCUUCUCCUGGAGAGGGGAUACUACAUGUUAUAAGGGAGGGGAAUCAUAAAAGCAGAUUGGGUUUUCAUUUUUUUUUCUUCUUUUUUUCCUUUUUUUUUUCUGGGGGUCAGCGUUGGACAUUUCCCGUUUCCCCCCCCGACCCUUUCAGCACAUCGGACGAGGCUAGCACGG